This is a messenger RNA of Osmia lignaria (orchard mason bee), 2223 nucleotides long. Lineage: Eukaryota; Metazoa; Arthropoda; Insecta; Hymenoptera; Megachilidae. The record is from RefSeq and is a predicted model, not a curated record.
AUGCGAUAAUUUACUAUUGUUAAAUUAUAAAUUACAGUGUAUUUUUAUAUUAUAUUCUAUAAUUUAUAUUCAUAAUUUAAAUUUAUUACCAUCAUGGUAAUUAGCUGUUAUGUUUGUAAGAAAAGGCAGAAUGAUAAAAAUAGUGGGAUAUCAUUUCAUGUGUUUCCGAAAGCAACAAUGUUUCGAUCUGCUUGGGAAAAAGCAUGUAAAUUAGAGGAACCUGCACCUAAAAGAGCUCGUGUAUGUUCUGAACAUUUUACACAAGAUGAUUUCAUGCCAAAGAGAAAAUAUGGUGUAAGAUUAUUAAAGCGAUCAGCAAUACCAUCUGCAUUUGUAUGGAAUCAAGAAGCUAAUUUAAUAACAAAUAGCAACAAUGUAGAAGGAACUAUCAUCCAUAUUAAAACAAAACCAACUACAUCGACCUCUACAUUAAAACAGAAUAAAGAUUGUGCACUUGAAGUUGCAUCUCCUUCAUGUAAAACGAUGAUUUCACUUGAUAAGGAAUGUCAUUCACCAAAGACACCAUCCACCAGGGACAUCGACAUACAAUGUAAUUUAUAUUUGUCAGAAACAUCAUCAGUACAAAAAUUACAAGAAAUGGAGGCAUCCAAUAUUUCUAAUAAAAUAUGUAGUCCUGCUAGAAUAGAAGAUCUCACUCCAGAACAUUUCUCAACGCCUCGACGUGCCUCACAAAACUUACAAUUUAUAAAACAGAAAACAGAUGAAAAAUUAAUAAAAAUAAAAUGUCUACAAACUGAAAAUAUAAAGUUAUUGAAACGGAUUGCAUCGUUACAGGAUCUGAUUUCAUAUUUGAGAAAGAAUAAUUUCAUUUCCGAGAGUAUAGCGCGUGGAUUAAUGGAUUAUUCAAUGGAUUCUACAAUGAGUACUGGUGAAAAGAUGCAGCAACAGGAAAAAAUACAAGUUAAGAAUGGAAAAAAAAGAUGUUGCGUAAGAGGAUGUCCCAGCAAGGACAUUAGGAUGUUCACCUUCCCUUCAUCUGAAACGAAUAACAAGAGGAUGCUACAAUGGGUGGAAGCAUGUGGUAGGCCAGAUUUGUGGCUGCUUCCAUUCGAAAAACUAAAGUUCCGCUCUGUUUGUUGCCUCCACUUUGAACAAAAAUAUUUCCUGAAUAAGAAAUUGUCAACAUCUGCAGUUCCAACACGCCACUUACCAGGGCCUGCAACAUUUAAAACAGAGCCAUGGGUGGACAAUGCAUAACAAAUUAAAGAAGAAAAAAUUCCAGGGUUCGCAAUCAGGUGGCGCAAUAUGCACUGUUUUCAGUGCCGAGAUUUUUUUCGUAAAGAACAUGUUAAAAUUAAAUUUUUACAUUUUCAAUUUAUUAGCUUAAUUACUUUACAAAAACUCUUGUUUUCAACACAAAUUAAACCAUUACAACUCUUUAAUUUACAAUCUAAACUUGAAAAAAAGAAGAUAAUAUCAUUACCGAUGCGGAUUAAUUGUAAAAGAGCGGUGGUUUACAAAAAAGGAUUAAAUAAAUAAAAUCUUGAAAAUUAAAUGAACUACAAACAAAUUCUUUAAUUUACAAUUGCAAAUGUUUAAAAUAUUCAUAAAAGAGGUUAAAAAUUGUCAAUUACAGUCAUUGUUUACUGUAAUUCGCAUUUAGCCAUUUGUUAUUAAGAAUAUUAAUGAAGCGCCUAUAUAAUUAUCUUUAUUAAGGUUUAAACUUUAAAUUCAUAUACCAUAAGUGCCAUUUUACGGUACUUUUAUGUCAUCAAAUCAGCCGAAGAGAUCCCAUUCGGUACAUGACGUUGUCGAAUUUUUAAAAAUUGACAGCGAAAGAAAAAAUCAUUAAUAACUCCAUUUUGACGAACAGUUUAUGAACUUUUAUGAUUGAUUCUUAAUCUACAUACUAAAAUAAAUAUAUUUACUAUGUACAAUUUCUGUGAAUAAUAUAUAAAAAACUUUCAUUAUUUCUUUUACAAACUCAUCAUUAUGUACUUCGUUCCCCGUUUGUAUCAAUAUUUUAUGAUAUAGUAAUUGAAUGUAUUAAGAAAUUAAUCAAUAGCAAAAGAAACAGGCCAAGAUUUUAAAUCCUCUAAAUCAACUAACACACAACUGUUUGUGUCUCAGAAAAUUUUGAAACACAUAUCAACCUAACUAUUUGUCCUUCCUCUGCUGUAGAUGUAUGCUCUAUAUUAUCAAGACUAUUUUCUUAUGACAAUGUAAAAGUAAAAAGCAAAUAAAAAUAUUCUUACCUGUGAA